Molecule: messenger RNA, 4633 nt
Organism: Vollenhovia emeryi
Lineage: Eukaryota; Metazoa; Arthropoda; Insecta; Hymenoptera; Formicidae
Product: RNA-directed DNA polymerase from mobile element jockey-like
Molecular function (GO): RNA-DNA hybrid ribonuclease activity; nucleic acid binding
Source: RefSeq, a predicted model, not a curated record
CUAAGCGCAAUAUGAUACCAUCCGAAAAAAAUCUCGAUCUACUCAUGAAGGAGGAAACUCUCAUGAAAAAGAACACAGGUCAGGGCCUCACCUCUCCACAAAUCAACUCUCUCGCAAGUGCAAACCCAAACCGUAUUGCGUCAUCUCCUGUUAUCGGGGGGGAUCACGCGGAUGAAAUGGAUUGCGAAACUCUUCCGGAACAGGCCGAAACCACAUCACUAAACAAAAGAAGCCCCAAACCAACUAAUGACGGUAAGUCACCCACUAUUAUAUCGACGCCCAUUCUUGAAAAACACACCAAUACGGACCAACCACCUUUUAUGGUCCACAUUAAGGACCUUAAUACUACACCGAUGCACCUCCUUCACAUUAGUCGCAUACUAACGUCCCAAUUCCCAAAGGGAAUGGGCGAAGUCACUAAAAUUGGAAGAGGCCAUGUAGCGGUAGCAAUGAACACACUCACAGACGCGAAUAAAUUAAUAGGCGAUCGGAUGCUGGAGGCAAAGGGGUUACACGCAUACGCACCAUCGUAUAGGCUGUAUAGGAUCGGGACAAUAAAAGGUAUCCCACAGGAUCUAGACAUACCAACCUUAAAAUCCAAUAUUAAAUCAACCCAUAAAAUCAAGGAUAUAAACAGACUAAAUAAAAGAACCAAUACAGACGGGAAAAUCUCGUACGAGCCUUCCAGAACCCUCUCAAUCAAAUUCUCAGGGCAAACUCUGCCAAGAAACAUCUUUAUUUAUAAUAUUAAAUACUCGGUCUUCCCAUUCAUCCCAAAAAUUAAGAUUUGUUACGCAUGCUUUCGCGUGGGGCAUAUAAGCGCCCAAUGCAAGGGAAAAGCGAGGUGCAUCCACUGCGGAGCCGAGAAACACCCGGACAAAAGCUAUAAAUGCCCAGCAAGUCUAAACCCCCCCAUAUGUAUAAAUUGUAAGAGGAACCACCUUCCCACCUCACACGAAUGCACAAUAAUCACGAACAUAAAAAAGUACAGGCACUACAAAAAGGAAACUAAGGACUCAAGAUCACCAAUCCGAAACCAUCCCGGACCCGAGAUUCGACUUCAACGGUUUCCCCCUCCUGAAACCAUCUCCCGCAAACGAUCACAACCCAUUUCACCCAUAUCAGCCCCAAGUUCGACAACAAACCCCCCAAGACAAUCGUCCAGCCAACCAACACAUCUGGGUCGUAUUCAUCGAUUUCUGCUCACCACAACCAAGAGUCAGCGAAUUAUCAGGAUACCGUUCAACCCUAAAAGAAGAAACUCAAUCGGACUCAGCAUCACCCAAUGGAACUGCAAAGGUUUGUCCAGCAAACUCCCGGAAUUCAGCAACAAUACCUCAGCUCCUGACGUAUGGUGCGAACAGGAGACCUUACUCAAAAAUAACAAAUAUCUCAACCUUCCCGGUUACUCUGUAUUAAGAAACGAUGCCGACGAUGCAGGGUCGCUUGGCAUCGCUUUUCUAAUAAAAAAAGGUCUAGAUUUCAAUACGCAGCCUGUGGCAAUACCGCGUCACAGCUCGUGCGAAAUUGCAGCAAUCAGCCUAAAAACAAAUAAGGAACCUCUCCUUAUAAUAAACAUAUAUAGACACACAAACCAAGACACUCCCCUAGAUUACAUUCAAUCAGUCGUGGCAACGCUAACAAUUACUACCAAAUACUUUUUAGUGGUCGGCGAUAUUAACGCCCACCAUCCAGCAUGGGGGGACUCCCGUACGGAUGCGGCUGGCAAGCGCUUCCAAGAGGCCUUCGACGAAGAGAAUCUGGUCAUUCUUAGUACGUCUGGUAACACGUUCAUGAGCCUCUCUACAGGAUCAUUUUCUAGCAUCGACGUCGCAGUCGCAUCCCCGGCCCUGGCCCCUUAUUGCGUCACAGUAGUGGACACAGAUUUAAGGGGAAGUGACCACUUCCCGGUACACACAAUAGCCAGACAUGCUAACCCCAAAAGAACGUUCAGGCAUCGGAUACGUUUGUCCGCGACAGAACUACGUGAACUGAAAGCAAGAAUGGAGGCAAGCGAACAUGACUUCUCGAGAGAAUUUCCACUAGACCCCAUUCAGGGAUAUGAACACAUUGUGAAAUUCGUCCAAAAGGAAAUUAGGGAGCUCAUAGGAGAUAAGCGUUCGGCCUGCGGCCCAAAAAUACCUAACAAAACCCUAAAUCACGAACCGGCCCUUUGGUGGACAGACGAGUGCACAGAUAGCUGCAGGGUAAGAAGAGCGGCACUUCAGACUUAUAGGAGAGAUCCCACCGCUGGACAUCUGGCAGCGUACAAAGACACGGCGGCAAUCUGUUCUAAAACGUUGAGAACACACAAGAGAAAAGGUUGGAAAGACUUGUGUGCCUCCUUCAACGGUAACACCCCCUCCUCACAGAUGUGGGGCUUCCUGAGAUCCUACAAAAAUAAAAUGCUAGGGAUGGUAACACCCCGCUCAGUUCGACCACCAGAGUCACUGGAGACACAACAAGCAAGAGCCAAGGAUAAUCUUUGUCCACCGUCCUGCGAAUACAGGACAGAUAUCGACACACUUUUAAAGGAAUUCAACACUAGGAGGCAAAUGCCGACUGCAACAACGCUGGGAGCACCGAUCACACUCGAAGAAAUAAACUGGGCUUUCGAAAGCACCCGCAAAGGAAAAACAGCCCCGGGCCUGGAUCAAAUCGACUUCGGUAUACUCUCAUCAUUCCCCCCGUUCUUAAUACAAAGCCUUCUGAAUAUAUACAACAAGAUCCUGGAAAGGGGCAUCUCACCCCCCGACUGGAGCAGAGCAAUGGUGAUCCUGAUCCCCAAACCACAUGGCGGAGGAUUCAGACCCAUCUCCCUGUUACCCUGCCUUUUGAAAAUAAUGGAGAAAUGCCUAUAUCUACGACUCUCUUGGUACGUGGAGAAAUUUAAGUUACUACCAGACGCACAGCACGGAUUUAGGCGGGGCAGGUCUUGCGGUGACAGCCUCGCCAUUUUGGCUACCAGUGUAAAGAGCUUUAUAGCCAGGGGAGAACGACCGUCUGCCGUUUUCUUGGAUAUAGCCGCGGCCUUCGAUAACAUUGACCCUAUAGAAUUGAUGCGCUCACUGAUAGGCAUGGGUGUUCCAAUAAACUUAUGCAAGUUUAUUUUCAGCUAUUUGGCGUCGAGAGAGGUUCGUUUCGUGGAGGAUGGGGAGCUGAGCGGCCCCCGGUGGAUUUACAAGGGCACCCCGCAGGGAUCCAUUCUCAGCAAUUUGCUCUUCAGCAUCUACUUAAGGGAGUUGCCUGACUGCAUACCUCAUGGAGUAAAUAUCUUGCAAUAUGCCGAUGAUCUGGCAAUCUGGGCUUCAGGCCGGGACAGGCGCUCGGUCGUGGAUUUGCUUUCGACAACGACUGGAAGAAUAGACCGUUUUCUGAGAGGCAGAGGCCUGGAGCUGUCAGUAAGCAAGUCAACCUCAAUUAACUUUGGCAAAAGCACCCGACAGGCCGAAGACGUGGAAAGGGUGUCGCUUAACGGCUCGGAGCUCCCCCUAACCGGGGAACACAGAUUUCUAGGAAUCAACAUAGAUUACGCCUUUUCGGGUAAGAUCCACCUGGUGUGGCUGACUAAAAAAUGCAGGGUUAUCACCAAUGUUAUUUCUUCUCUUGCCGGUGUUUGGUGGGGAUCUCACCCCGCACUAUUAAUAAAUAUAUAUAGAGCGGUCAUGCGCAGCACCAUAAAAUAUGAUUACCAGAUUUCCUUUUUCAGAGAAAACUUAACUAGGUUGGGAGUGCUUCUUAGGCUUAGAAACAGAGCGCUUAGAUCAGCCAUGGGUUACAGGAAAUCAACCCCGAUAAACGUUCUCUUGAGCGAGACUAAAGAGCCACCAUUACAUGCCAGACUAGAUCUACUAAAUAUAAGAUUUCUAUACAGAAACCUCACACGUUCCGAUGGACUACUAGCGAAUAGUCUUGAGGAAACCGGAGCCCGGCUCUCCUGCUACAAGGAGAGAACAUGGAUCCUACAAAAUAACCCGAUUAUGAGAACAUACAUCAAGAUCAGGGAAGAUCUCACAGACAUCGACGGCUCCAGAACGGAAGGGCCGGACAGGAAUCUUGUAGGCGCCGGAAUCUUCUCCCCUGAACUCCAACAACAUAUCUCGCAGAGAUUACCAGAUUCUGCUUCCAUUUUCUUCGCCGAGGCUUGGGCCAUCGUGGGAGCCUUGAAGAUGUGCUUAUCCGAGGGCGCUCAUUUCACCAAAGCCAUCAUCCUCUCUGACUCCAGAAGCGUCCCGGAUGCGAUCAACUCCUUGGAUCCUCACCACAGGGGACAUCUCGUUCCUCUAAUUAGAAAUCUAGCCCAUAAAACUAAAAAAGGUAUAGAAGUGACCUGUGUGUGGAUCCCGUCACACAAGGGCAUAGACGGUAACGAGGAAGCAGGCCGUCUUGCCAGAAAUGCGGCGUCCGAUGAGGAAGCCGCAAGACCGGAUUUUCGAGCUCCCUAUUCGGACUUUUAUACAUUGGCAAGGGAAGGUGCGAGAUCUAUCAGUGACGAAUACUUUCGACGUGAGUUUGAAGUGAAGGGUAAAUUAUAUCACCAGUAUGUAUGUAUAUUUAUUAUUACGUUCGGCCUUUCGGCCUUGAUACCGGGACUUGGUUUACAUCAAAUUCCUUAACCUCACUCAUUCAUCUU